AUGCAUUCACUUAUUUAUUUUGCUUUCUUGAGCAUUUCAUUAGUAUUAGCCUCAUCUCCUACUAAUGGAUAUGCCCCAGGUAUAGUUCAAUGUCCCUCAGAUGAUUCAAAUCUUACAUUUAUCAGAGAAGCCAAUUCAAUUUCUGACCUGGAAAAAGAAUGGAUUUCAAAUAGACAAUUAAAAACAAAUGAAGCAUUAAUCGAAUUUUUAAGUUCAGCAAAUUUAAGUGAUUUCAAUGCUGAAGAAUUUAUUACUUCUGAUGAUUAUCAAGGUAUUAAUCUUGGAUUGGCAUUUUCAGGAGGUGGCUAUCGUGCCAUGUUGGGUUCUGCAGGUGCAUUAAUGGCAUUAGAUGAUAGAAAUUCUUUUGAUACUCCAUUAGGUGGUAUUUUACAAAGUGCAAAUUAUAUUUCUGGAUUAUCUGGAAGUUCAUGGUUAUUGGGAUCAUUAGCAAUGCAAAAUUUUACUACUGUUGAAGAAGUUGUUUUUGAAAACCCAUACGAUUUAUGGAAUUUAACAGAAUCAAGACAAUUAGUUAAUCAAACUAAUUUAUGGAAAAUUAUUUUGCCAGUAAUUGGAAAUAAUUUAACUAGUGCUUUAAGUUUUAUGAAUUUUUGGAGUAAUAAUAAACAAGGUAUCAAAUAUGAUUUGGCUGCUAAAAUGAUGGCCGGUUUUGAAACUUCAUUGACUGAUGCUUGGUCAAGAGGUUUAGCUCAUCAAUUAUUCCCACAAGAUGAUAAUAAUUAUGGUAGUAGUGCCACUUGGAGUGACAUUAGAGAUUCCACAGCUUUUGCUAACCAUGAUAUGCCAUUCAUGUUUGUUACUGCUUUAGGAAGACGUCCAGGUACUGUUGUUUUCAAUUUGAAUUCCACUGUUAUUGAAAUGAAUCCAUUUGAAUUUGGUUCUUUUGAUCCUUCUUUAAAUACUUUUACAGAUAUUAAAUAUUUGGGUACUCCAGUUGAUAAUGGUAAGCCAGUAAAUGCUUGUGUCAAUGGUUUUGAUAAUGCAGGAUUUGUUGUUGGUACAUCAUCUUCAUUAUUCAAUCUGUUUAUGAACACUUUGGUUUGUGAUGAUUGUAAUUCUUUAAACUUUAUUGUUAAAAUUGUGUUGAAGAAAUUAUUGACUUACUUAUCUGUUACCACUGAAGAUGUUGCUCUUUAUAAACCAAAUCCAUUUUAUAAUUCUGAAUUUGCUAGUUCCGAAAAUAUCACCACUAAUGAUACUUUAUAUCUUAUUGAUGGUGGUAUUGGAGGAGAAUCCAUCCCAUUAUCUACCUUGAUGGUUAAACAAAGAGAAUUAGAUGUUGUACUUGCUUUUGAUUACAAUACUGAUACUUCUACUAGUUGGCCAGAUGGAAGUGCAUUGAUUUCAAGUUAUGAACGUCAAUUUGCUCAACAAGGUUCAUCAAGUCUUUGUCCAUAUGUUCCUGAUUCAAAUACAUUCUUACAAAAAGGAUUCACAGCAAGACCAGCAUUUUUUGGAUGUGAUGCUAAAAACUUGACUGAUUUAAUGAAAGAUGACGUUGUUCCUCCAUUAGUUGUUUAUUUUGCUAAUAGACCAUAUGAAUAUUAUUCAAAUGUUAGUACUCUUUCCUUGACUUUUACUGAUGAACAGAAAAAAGGAUUGAUUCAAAAUGGAUUUGAUGUUGCAUCAAGAUUGAAUAAUACCAUUGAUCCAAAUUUCAAAUCAUGUAUUAGUUGUGCUAUUAUUAGAAGAGAACAAGAAAGAAGAGGAAUUGAACAACUGGAACAAUGUAAACAAUGUUUUGAACAAUAUUGUUGGGAUGGAACUUAUGCUGAAGAUAAAAAUCCAAAUUAUGUUAAUUUCACCGAUUCUGGUUUGACCAACGAUACUACUGUAUUCUAUGGUGGUGUUAAUGCAUCUGUUACUUCAACUAGUAGUAGUAGUUCUAGUGGAUUUUUAGGAUUAUUCAAAAGAGACCAACAAAUAGCUGUUAUUUCAGAAAAUAGUGGUGAUAUUGUUGGAUUUUCAACUUCUUUAUCAAUAGUUGUAUUACUAGUAUUAUUGUUUGAGUUUAUUUAG
Messenger RNA from Candida tropicalis MYA-3404, 2040 nucleotides. It is a transcript of the gene PLB4.5, whose product is annotated as Plb4.5p. Lineage: Eukaryota; Fungi; Ascomycota; Pichiomycetes; Serinales; Debaryomycetaceae. Gene Ontology annotation, molecular function: A2-type glycerophospholipase activity. Gene Ontology annotation, cellular component: plasma membrane; cytosol; intracellular membrane-bounded organelle. Gene Ontology annotation, biological process: glycerophospholipid catabolic process. Bases 1 to 2040 code for a protein of 679 amino acids. The record is from RefSeq and is a predicted model, not a curated record. The transcript has a single exon.